AAGGGGGUUGAUGGCCAGCCUGGCUUGUCGGGCUCCAGAUCCAUGAAGCCCCCAGGAGGAGAAUCGGGCAAUCUUUUUGAAAGUCCAGAAGAAGGUGUUCCUUCAAGCAAACCUAAUAGGAUUGCAUUUAAUAUUUCUGGACCAACUGAAGAACCUAAAAACAUAACGAAGCGGACAAUUACUGCAGGGGGCAAAGGAAGUGGUAUCUUUGAUGCAUCGACUCCUGUGCAGACUCGACAGCGACUGAACCCACCUGGUGGGAAGACUAGUGACAUAUUUGGGUCCCCAGUCACUGCCACUACACCCCUGGAACACCCAAACAAGCCCAAGGAUCAUGUUUUGCUAUGUGAAGGUGAAGACUCUAAAUUUGACCUGAGACUGGACUGCCACGGACCGCCUCUCGUGGAGACCACCGACCGAGGGAAAUCAGGAAUUGGAGAGGAAAUGACAAAAGACACACUCAAUGAAGUUGAAUAUGCUGCUGCAACUUUACUUCGGCUCAGUGCAGACUGCUGGCAGGAUGAGAAAAAGACACAGGACAAACAAGGAGGAAAAGACUCCAUCGGCGCCAAGGUGGAGAUCGGCAUUGAGACAAUUCUUCUGGUAUCAUUACUACAGCUCAUUGCCUGGGAUCUGUGGUAUGCCACCAGCUGA
Molecule: messenger RNA, 654 nt
Organism: Alexandromys fortis (reed vole)
Lineage: Eukaryota; Metazoa; Chordata; Mammalia; Rodentia; Cricetidae
Product: jupiter microtubule associated homolog 2-like
Exons: 4
Cellular component (GO): nucleus
Source: RefSeq, a predicted model, not a curated record